This is a messenger RNA of Amoebophrya sp. A120, 3181 nucleotides long. NCBI's taxonomy places the organism in Eukaryota, Dinophyceae, Syndiniales, Amoebophryaceae. The record is from the annotation of a GenBank genome assembly.
GAGACAUCAUGAUGUUGUUACACAGCAGUAAUUUUUAUCUUGUAGAUGAAGUUCGCAGAAGUGGAAGACGACGUGGUUGCGGUCGUGUUUGGUGCGCCUUCUUUUGUCGCCGGUGCCCGUUUGUAUUUUUACAAACGCCCCCCUAAAGCGCGCAGCAGCUUGCGGGAAAGCUUUCUUCGGAAGAACGAUCAUUGCUUGAAGCUUAACUCUUGCGCUUCUCUCGAUUUGCAGAGUCCCGUGGGGGCUACGUCCUACAAGUUGGCCGUUUGUUUUUUACAAACGGCCGUUUGUAAACGAGGAAAAACGCGCUCUGCCAUCGGGAUUGUGUUUUUACUGCGAUUUGGGCAAUUUUUCGCGUACACUGCGAAUUUUUUGAGAUUUCCUGGAUCCUCGUCGUGUCUGGUGCGCCUUCUUUUGCCACCGGUGCCCGUUUGUAUUUUUACAAACGCCCCUCUAAAUCGCGCAGGAGCAUGCGGGAUAGCUUUCUCCGGAAGAAUGAUCAUUGCUUGAAGCUUAACUCUUGCGCUUCUCUCGAUUUGCAGAGUCCCGUACGGGCUACGUCCUACAAGUUAGCCGUUUGCUUUUUACAAACGGCCGUUUGUAAACGAGGAAAAACGCGCUCUGCCAUCGGGAUUGUCUUUUUACUGCGAUUUGGGCAAUUUUUCGCGCACACUGCGAAUUUUUUGAGAUUUCCUGGAUUAUCGUCGUGUUUGGUGCGCCCUCUUUUGCCACCGGUACCCGUUUGUAUUCUUACAAACGCCCCCCUAAAUCGCGCAGGAGCAUGCGGGAUAGCUUUCUCCGGAAGAAUGACCAUUCCUUGAAUCUUAGCUCUUGCAUUUCUCUCGAUUUGCAGAGUCCCGUGGGGGCUACGUCGUACAAGUUGGCCGUUUGUGUUUUACAAACGGCCGUUUGUAAACGACGCAAAGAGCACUCUGCCAUCGAGAUUUACUUUUUUUCCCGAUUUCGGGAAUCUCUUGCAUGAACUGCGAUUUUUUUUAGGAUUUCCUGGAUUCUCGCCGUGUUUGGUGCAACUUCUUUUGCCGCCGGUGCCCGUUUGUAUUUUUACGAACGCCCCCCCGAAGCACGCAGUAGCAUGCGGGAGAGCUUUCUUCGGAAGAAUGAUCAUUGCUUGAACCUUAGCUCUUGCAUUUCUCUCGAUUUGCAGAGUCCCGUGGGGGCGACGUCGUGCAAGUUGGCCGCUUGUGUUUUACAAACGGCCGUUUGUAAACGACGCAAAGAGCGCUCUGCCAUCGAUAUUGACUUUUUUUCCCGAUUUGGGGAAUUUCUUGCAUGAGCUGCGAUUUUUUUAAGAUUUCCUGGAUUCUCGACGUGUUUGGUGCACCUUCUUUUACCGCCGGUGCCCGUUUGUAUUUUUACAAACGCCCCCCUAAAGCACGCAGUAGCAUGCGGGAUAGCUUUCUUCGUAAGAAUGAUCAUUGCUUGAACCUUAGCUCUUGCAUUUCUCUCGAUUUGCAGAGUCCCGUGCGGGCUACGUCGUACAAAUUGGCCGUUUGUGUUUUACAAACGCCCGUUUGUAAACGACGCAAAGAGCACUUUGCCAUCGAGAUUUACUUUUUUUCCCGAUUUGGGGAAUUUCUUGCCUGAACUGCGAUUUUUUUAAGAUUUCCUGGAUUCUCGCCGUGUUUGGUGCACCUUCUUUUGCCGCCGGUCCCCGUUUGUAUUUUUACAAACGCCCCCCUAAAGCACGCAGUAGCAUGCGGGACAGCUUUCUUCGGAAGAAUGAUCAUUGCUUGAACCUUAGCUCUUGCAUUUCUCUCGAUUUGCGCAGUCCCGUGGGGGCUACGUCGUACAAGCUGGCCGCUUGUGUUUUACAAACGGCCGUUUGUAAACGACGCAAAGAGCACUCUGCCAUCGAGAUUCACUUUUUUUCCCGAUUUGGGGAAUUUCUUGCAUGAACUGCGAUUUUUUUAAGAUUUCCUGGAUUCUCGACGUGUUUGGUGCGCCUUCUUUUGUCGCCGGUGACCGUUUGUAUUUUUACAAACGCCCCCCUAAAGCACGCAGGAGCAUGCGGGAUAGCUUUCUUCGGAAGAAUGGUCAUUGCUUGAACCUUAGCUCUUGCAUUUAUCUCGGUUUGCGCAGUCCCGUGGGGGCUACGUCGUACAAGUUGGCCGCUUGUGUUUUACAAACGGCCGUUUGUUAACGACGCAAAGAGCACUCCACCACCGGCAUUGUGUAUCUUUUGCGAUUUUGGAAAUUUCUCGCGUGAACUGCAAGUGUUUUGAUAUUUCCUGGAAUCCCGCUGUGUUUCUUGCGCCUUCUUGCGCCGCCGGUGCCCGUUUGUAUUUUUACAAACGCCCCCCUGAAGUGCGCAGCAGCAUCGAGAAUAGCUUUCUCUGGGAGGGUGAUCAUCGCUUGAGCUUCAACUCUUGCACUUGUCUCGAUUUGCAGAGUCCCAUUGGGGCUACGUCUUACAAGUCAGCCGCUUGUGUUUUACAAACGGCCGUUUGUAAGCGACGCAAAACGCGGUCUGCCACCAGGAUUCGGACUUCGUACCAAUCUUUUUUCCUACUCAUGCGCACACUCCAUCUACGAGGCUGGUGUGGAUAGGGUUUCAGGAUUUAGGGUCCCUAUUUUGAUUUUACCUAGAUUAAGUUCGCAGAAGUGAGAGACAAGUAAGUAGGGUUUUCAAAGCCAAGACAAUUAGUUAUGAUUCAAACUGGAAGGAACAAUGUAUGGUAUAAGUUACAGGAGUUAAUUUGAAAGCUUGAAAUCGCAGUUGUGAUUUUUUCAAGGCCAUUAGCUAAACAACAGCAUUUUUGUAGGAAGUAUUGAAGCUACGAAAGUUGAGGACUUAUUACUUACUCAUGCCAAGGAUCAUCGUAUUCAAAGGACGAAGAAAAAAUGUUUCUCAAAAACUCGGGGUGUUUGGAUUUAAUUUUCGCAAAGAACGGGAUUGGAUUUCAUUUGCCUAGAACGACAAGCUGGGCAACCACGCGUGUAGACAAGAAGUAGAGGAUUUUCUUGCUUGUGACUAUGUUGACAGUACCACCACGACGUGUCGCGCAAAAGUAAUGUUGGUAGUCGCGUUUCUUUAUGCAAAAUGAAAUUUGCAGAAAAUGCCCGAAAGAUAGAAACGCUCAUGAUUCGCGCAACAUGUGAAGACAAAACAAGCAGGUAUUGUUUCACCAUCUUCCUCUAUUUUUCGCACUGAUCGUCGAAU